Molecule: messenger RNA, 1357 nt
Organism: Phodopus roborovskii (desert hamster)
Lineage: Eukaryota; Metazoa; Chordata; Mammalia; Rodentia; Cricetidae
Gene: Hsd11b1
Product: hydroxysteroid 11-beta dehydrogenase 1
Exons: 7
Coding region: 108-983 (291 amino acids)
Biological process (GO): steroid catabolic process
Cellular component (GO): intracellular membrane-bounded organelle; endoplasmic reticulum membrane
Molecular function (GO): 11-beta-hydroxysteroid dehydrogenase (NADP+) activity; steroid binding
Source: RefSeq, a predicted model, not a curated record
GAAGAGGAGAGAGGAGGAGAGAGAGGAGCACAGGAAAUAGCCAGCCAAAAAAAAGAAGCCACAUUUAUCUGAAGCCUCAAGGGCUUCCUGAGCCAGGCUCCUGUCUGAUGGCGUUUAUGAAAAAAUACCUCCUCCCCAUUCUGGUGCUCUUCUUGGCCUACUACUAUUCUACAAAAGAAGAGUUCAGACCAGAAAUGCUCCAAGGGAAGAAAGUGAUUGUCACUGGGGCCAGCAAAGGGAUCGGAAGAGAAAUGGCGUAUCAUCUGUCAGAAAUGGGAGCCCAUUUGGUAUUGACUGCGAGGUCAGAGGAAGGUCUCCAGAAGGUGGUAUCCCGCUGCCUUGAACUCGGAGCAGCCUCUGCUCAGUACAUUGCUGGCACCAUGGAAGAUAUGACAUUUGCAGAGCAAUUUGUUCUCAAAGCAGGAAAGCUCAUGGGCGGCCUGGACAUGCUCAUUCUCAACCACAUCACUUAUACCCCUAUGGGUUUCUUCCAUGAUGAUAUCCAUGCUUUGCGCAAAGCCAUGGAGGUCAACUUCAUCAGCUACGUAGUUAUGAGUGUGGCUGCCUUGCCCAUGCUGAAGCAGAACAAUGGCAGCAUUGUCGUCGUGUCUUCCAUGGCUGGGAAAAUGUCCCAUCCUCUGGUUGCUCCCUACUCUGCAAGCAAGUUUGCUCUGGAUGGGUUCUUCUCUUCCAUUAGAAAAGAAUAUGGAGUAACCAAGGUCAAUGUGUCCAUCACUCUCUGUGUUCUUGGCCUCAUAAACACAGAAACAGCCCUGAAGGCAACCUCUGGGGUGUUCUCUGCCCAAGCCUCUCCCAAGGAGGAAUGUGCCCUGGAGAUCAUCAAAGGUGCGGCUCUGAGAAAAGAUGAGGUGUACUACGAUAGCUGGAGCUGGACCCCUAUCCUCCUGGCGAACCCAGGAAGGAAGAUCAUGGAAUUUCUUUCAAUAAAGAACUUUGUAUUUGACAAAUUAGUCAGCAGCUAGGAACACCUGAGACCUAGUGAGAGGUCUUAGAACAGCUCUGCCUCAUAUCUCUGUGAGCCCUACCCACAAUACCCAGAGAUACACGAAUCAUGAAAAAGUCCCUCUGACAUUUGCACGGUGAAAACGUAUUUAUAAUAAAUGUCAUGGACAUUGGAGUCUGCAGUUGUGAACUUGAUAGCAAGCAUGGCUGUGAAAUGCAAGGUAGUUACGUCAACUAUAUCAUAUAGAAUGAUAUAGUGGUGCCUAAUGCAACAUUAAAUAUAAUAAAGGCAAUGUCAACCCUAUAAGUGUAAAACUGGUAACUAUAAAUUGAGCUUACUCAACAUGUUCCCUUUAAAACCAUAACCUAAACAAAUGAAAAUUUCCUAUGUUCA